AUAUUCACCUUGUUUUAUAUUAGCAAGAAAAUAUGGUAUUUCAGAAAUGCAUCAAAAUAUUUCACCGCACCUGUCCGCCAAAAUCAUGACUUCCAAUACUGAUGCUUCUGAAUCCCAGGUUUUAUCGUCAAGUCAAACGACAACUGGUCCUACAACACUAUCCUUCCACCACAUAUCCUAUAGUGUAAAAACUCAUGCCUUCCCAUGGAGUUGUUCAAAUCGUCUGAAAGUUCUUUCAGACCUCAGUGGUUAUAUGCCCCCGGGAAUGAACGCGGUAAUCGGACCGACAGGUUGUGGAAAAUCUACUUUAUUAGAUGUUUUGGCUGGGCGUAAAAAUCCUUCGAAAAUAAAUGGAUAUUUAUUACUGAAUGGUCAGUUUUUACAGCAUAAUGUUCGACGACGUCUUUGUGGAUAUGUUGUUCAGGAGAAUAUUGCUAUGGAUACAUUGACUGUUCGAGAGAAUAUUACAUUUUCUGCCACUCUAAGAUUGCCGCGUUGUACCACUUCACGCGAACGAGAUGCCAAAGUGUCGAGUGUUAUUGAAGAACUUGGUCUUACUUCUGCAGCUGAUCGAAUUCUUGGUACCCAGUUAACUCGUGGCAUUUCUGCUGGUGAACGAAAACGUACAUGUAUUGGUAUUGAAUUAGUAAAUGAUCCAUUAGUGCUAUACCUGGAUGAACCUACUACAGGUUUAGAUGCUUACACCGCUGGGACAGUAAUUCAAACGCUAAGACGAUUAGCAGAUUCUGGUCGAACAGUUGUAUUUUCAAUCCAUCAACCAAAAUAUUCUAUCUAUCGUCUGUUUGAUCGGCUUACAAUACUCUCUGAUGGACAAAUGAUCUACCAUGGACCAGCUGGUAAAACACCCAUCGCUUAUUUCGAAAGUUGUGGUUAUUUAAUUGAAGGUCACAACAAUCCAGCUGAUUUUUUUAUGGAUAUCUUGCAUGGAGAAGCUGACGUCACGGAAGCCGUUCCACAGCAAACAAAUACUUCAACUAUUCCAGAUACCAAUGAGAAUGUUGGCACAUGUAAAACUCUCCGUGAAAUGGUUCGACGCAAGCUUAUUUCAUAUUGGUUAGAGUCUACACUAUGUCAACAGUGUAAAGUAUUCCUAGAAGAAUGUAGCAGAGAUUUCCAUAUGAAUGUAUUGAAACAAUCAAAACAACCAAAAUUGAAAAAACUUCAAAGGCAAACAUCAAACAUCUCAACAUUUUCAUGGUUUACUCAUCAAAAAACAGUAAAAGCUAGUCAACGAAAUAAAGUAUAUGAUACAGAUUUUAUCCAACCGGGUAAUUAUCUAUCAACACUGGAUAGAGAAAUUGAAAAAUUUGAUGAAUUAUGGGCAUUGAGUCGUUCUGUCAGUACCAUAACUGCUGCUGCCGCUGCUACUAUUAGAGAUGAUGAGCUUAAUCCAGUCACCGGUGUUAAACAUGAAAUUGAUGAAGUGAAAUUAAUAAAGACGAUACCUGAAUUAUCAGAAUUCCAACUGAAUAAAUCCUAUCGUGUACGAACCAAUGACAAGAAUAAAAUUAUCAGUAGACAUAAAAUAGUCAACCGCUGUAGGUAUCCACAGUUAUCAGUUUACCAACAGUGUCAAACUUCGUUCUGUCAUCAACUUUGGACACUUAACUGGCGAUCAUAUUUAAAUCUGAAAAGAUCCAGUAGGACAAUACUAGCCCAUUUCAUUAUACAACUUGUGAUAGCUUUGUUUCUAGGGAUUAUAUAUUUAAAUAUGGAUAAAUGGCGCGAAUCAGGAAUUCAAAAUCGGAUGGGUUUAUUCUUUUUCACUUGUGUUCAUCUAUUAUUCAUCAGUGGUGCAUUACUGGAAAUAUUUUUAAAAGAUCGUGUUAAUUUUAUCUUAUUUUGUUUAACUAGGCAUGAAACUUCAGCUGGAUUCUACAGAAUCUCAACUUAUUUCCUAUCAAGAAUUAUAUCAGAUGUCUUACCGACUAAAGCGAUACCGGCCUUCCUAUGCUUAUCUAUAACAUACUUUUUAUCUGGUCUACGCUACGAAUUACGUCCAUUCUUAUUUUGGCAGUUGACAAUCACUUUGUUGACUAUUUGUGCUUCAGCAAUCACAUUUGCUGUAAGUGCAAUGGUUACGGACAAUAGAAUUGGAUCAAUGCUGUUAUCUAUGUUUUUCGUUCUAAUGAUGAUAACAAGUGGCUAUUUGGUAAAUAUUUCAACCUUAUGGAAAUGGCUCCAAUUGGUGCGUUACAUCUCAAUAUUACGAUAUGCAAUUAACAUUUUGGCAAUAAAUGAAUUACUCGACAUGAAAUUUUGUCCUCGAUCUAUACUGUCUUCUUCACUAAAUCUUAACAGUGUUAAUAUCAGUGAUCCUGUUUAUUCAAAUCUCACAGCAACAAUACUAGAGGAAUGGAAGACUGCUGAACACUUUCAAACAGGCAUUGGAAAGAUUCCAAAUCUAGAAUCUCUAUGCAUUACUGGUGUACAGUAUUUACAAUCACAAGCAGUUGAAUAUCAAUCAAGUUGGGCGGUAUGGUUGAACGAGUUGGGUAUUUUUGUGAUUACCAUUGUAGCCUUGGGUGUAGCUUACUUCCAUUUGAGAUUAAUUAAAAGGUAUAAAUGAGAACAGCACCAACACGUUUUAAAUAGAAUAAUCCAUAAUUUUUAUUUUAUUAUUACUGCUUUGUUUUUCCUGUUUAUUUUAUUUAUUCAUUACGUAGUCACUAACUUGUUUUUUUUAUAUUAAAACUGUCUUUCACACAACUAACCUUACUUACUGGCAACUAAUUUGUAUACUUGAAUUGCAACGCAAACAACGAAACUAAAAACUGUAAUAUACUCACAGCUAUUUUCUAAUUGUCUUUUCUUCAAUGUUCAAUAGUGCUUUUUAUUCUAAUCAUUAACACAAGUCUAGCUGUACGGUCGCAUAUACGUAUACAUACGUGUUGUAUAUAAUACUGUAUAACAAUGAAAAUAGCGCCACUAAUAGAUCUCAUCUUUUUGUUGGUUGACGAUGACAUAUCUAUUAUGUACUGUACUGUCAUUCCACUUUUGUAUGUAAUUUAUUAUUUUUUUCGUUGAUAAUUUUGAUAAAUUUGUAAUUUCUAAGAUUAUUUUUACAGCAAUUUAUAGAUAAAUAGAUGUAAAUGUAUAAUCAUGUAUUGACCUCUUGUGAUCACAGAGAUAAGUCAGGAAGUGUUAUCUACAUAAAUUUCAGAAAAUACAUUCAUAACG
This is a messenger RNA of Heterobilharzia americana, 3201 nucleotides long. Lineage: Eukaryota; Metazoa; Platyhelminthes; Trematoda; Strigeidida; Schistosomatidae. The record is from the annotation of a GenBank genome assembly.